Messenger RNA from Brienomyrus brachyistius, 870 nucleotides. Its product is annotated as cystatin-like. The transcript is spliced from 3 exons. The record is from RefSeq and is a predicted model, not a curated record. The coding region runs from base 74 to 475 and encodes 133 amino acids. NCBI's taxonomy places the organism in Eukaryota, Metazoa, Chordata, Actinopteri, Osteoglossiformes, Mormyridae. Gene Ontology annotation, molecular function: cysteine-type endopeptidase inhibitor activity.
AUGACUUCAGUGUUUAUAUACCCUCAGCAGCGAGCUGCGUUUCUGUUUUUGCUUCCAGAUUAAGAAGGUGUAAAUGAGGAAAAUGGCCUUUUCUUGGAAAGCAGUAGGGCUCUUUCUCGUUGCGUUUUUAAUGGUGGCAAAUGCCAAUCUUGUUGGCGCACCAGUGCAUGCCAACUUGAAUGACCCAGACGUCAGAAAUGCCCUUCACUGGGCUGUCGCGGAGUACAACAAGCGGAGCAACGACGCCUAUCUCAGAGGGGUGUCACAAGUAGUCAAUGCCCAGACACAGGUUGUCAGUGGCAUGAAAUACAUUUUCACAGUAAUCCUGCGUAGUACCGGUUGCAAGACAGGCCGUGCUUGUGCUGCGGGUUCAAACCAGACGAAGCCCUACAUUUGCACUUUUGAGGUCUGGAGCCAGCCCUGGCUGCAUAGAACUGAGCUGGUGAAGAGUGACUGCAGGGUAUAUUAUCACUGAGCCCUUGUAACCCACUGUACCUUGUAGCUAGAGCUGGGUGGUACAGCACAAUAUUUUAUUACAUUGAUUUUUUUCAUAUCACUUUAAUGAUAAGAAUCACGUUAUAAUUGAACUAAUUAUUUCUUUACUUCAGGGCUCAAUUUUUAUAUAGUCGUCUUAGGAUUCCUUUUAAACAGAUUCAGAGCAAGAAAAAGUUAAAAGGACUGCAAAAUGAAAUGUAAGUUUAAAUAGAAAACAUACUGUUGGACCAACAACAAUGUAUUCUCUGGACAACCCUGUUACCCCUCCCCUCAUCUAAUCUCUACUCCUCCCACACCUCCAACCUCACAAAUUCCUAGAAUCACUGGAUGUAUCAACUGGAAUUUUGAAAGCCAAUAAAUGUGUUUUUACACAAA